UUGACCGUUCACACUACAAAAUGUAUACCAAAGUUUUCAAUAGACUUGAAAAUCCUAAAAGACCCCUAUUAGGUCCUAAUGUAAGGGCUCUUCAAUUUUGGGGCCUGCUGUUCCCAAAAAAUACCUUCAAACGAUAUUUCUACUUGACCAUGCAUAUAUCAGUAGCUGUUUUCACUGCAACAGAAAUCAUCGAUGUAUGGUUUGUGAAACACAACAUGAAUCUUCUUCUAAAUAAUCUAAAGAUUACUAUGCUAGCUACCAUGUCUGUUUGUAAAGUUUUCACUUUCUUGUAUUGGCAAAAAACUUGGAAGAGUAUUAUUGAUUACGUCACUAAAGCUGACGUCGCCCAAAGAACGACUUCUGAUGAUAAAAAACUACUUCUCAUAACCAAAUAUACUAUUUAUUGUCGCAAAAUUACUUUCUUCUACUGGUCGCUAAUGUACACAACCGUUAUUAUUGUAAUUAUGACUCCAAUUUUCAAAUACUUUUUCUCACCAAAUUAUAGGGAUAAUGUUAAAAACGGUACAGAGACAUAUCUUGAAGUUGUUAGUUCUUGGGUUCCAUUCGAUAAAAAUAAUUUCGCUGGAUAUCUUAUUGCAUCUGUUUAUCAAUCAUACGCUGCUAUAUAUGGCGGCGGAUGGAUCACAUCUUUCGACACGAAUGCAAUGGUAAUAAUGGUGUUUUUUAAAACAGAAUUAGAGUUACUAAGAAUUGAUUGUGGGGAUAUAUUUGGAAGUGAAAAGGUUCGCGUUCCCGACAAAAUGAUAUCGGAGAGACUGAAAAAUUGUCACAAAAGACACGUCGAGUUGAUAAAAUAUUCAACUCUUUUCAACUCAUGCUUAUCACCGAUAAUGCUUCUAUAUAUGUGCGUGUGUUCAGUGAUGCUGUGCGUUACUGCAUAUCAAAUCACAAUAGAAAAGAGUGCAGCUCAGAGGUUCUUGACUACAGAAUACUUAGUGUUUGGAGUGGCCCAACUGUUCAUAUAUUGUUGGCACAGCAACGAUGUUUACUUUGCGAGUCAGGACCUCCGCAUGGGACCCUAUGAAAGCACCUGGUGGCUGCACAGAGUUCACCGCAAAGAUCUGUUCAUCUUGGUGGCGCAGUUCAGCAAGACUGUGGUGUUUUCCGCUGGACCAUUCACGAAGCUAACUGUGGCCACAUUUCUUAGUAUUCUCAAGGGCGCCUACAGCUACUAUACUCUGCUAAGUCAAUCACAAAUGAAAUGAAAUUUCAUUAUGUACUCGAAUGUGUAGUAUAUUAAAUUAUGUAAUACAUAUCACUACAUAGUAUAAAAUUGAUUUUUUUUGUAAAAGAAAAUUAGUCUUACAAAGGGCUUGCAUUAAUUAAAAUGUACCUAGUAAUCAUUUAGAGAGUACCUAAAAGAAAAUUUUAUUUUUUUUUCUUUUGUAGUAAAUAGCAUUAUUGUAAACUAGCUUCUGUCCGCGGCUUCGUCCACGUGAAUGUGAAACAAACAUGAUGACGCAGCAAAAUGCUAAAAGUAAUAAAAAUAUGAGUAACUUUUUCAACCUUAUGUAGAAUAACGUAAAAUUUAAUAAUAAUAAUAAAAAGAAACAAUACAAUAAAGGAAAAUAUGUAGGUAGCUUAAAGUUUAGAAACACGGACACGUCUAAUAUAUUUAAGGAAGGAAGGGCCGGAACGACCAAAUCUAUGCUAUGCCGUGCUAUGGUAUGCUAACUGAAGCUAAAUACAGAAAAACAAAUAGAAUUUCUUUUGACAGCAGUUGCGAUUAUCGUUAUUAGUAAGUAAGUACCAAGAAAUUAUAUUAGGUUUAGAGCUCGCGGGACACUGUCCAGAUGUGUCAGCCAAAAUCAAUUGAAUUUCGUACUAUUUGACAAACGAAAUUCUAUUACUUGUUCGAAACUUAGCUUCAGUUAGCACAGCAUAGCAGAGCACUGGUCGAGCUCGGCCCGAAAACUCAAAAACUAAGUUUCACACAACUGCUAAUGACGCUGAAAAUAUACAGCCUUCGAAGGGAAGAAUAUUUUUUCCUCCUAACAUUUUACCUGCGGAAAACUUUCGCUUUUUCAUAUUACGGUCAACAAAGGAAACCUGGAAAAGGAAACUUUUUAAUUACAUUUAGGGAUUGGAUACUAGUUAUUUAGAUUCUGCAAAUCAAUAUAAUCACGAUUUUUUCAUAUCCACCUGAGCUUGGCAAAAGUGCUGGUUUUAUAGGGUCAAAGCAAAGUCUAGAAAUAAAUCAUAGACUAUAUUAAAGUAUCUGGGAAAGCGAGGGCGUGUGCU
Plodia interpunctella (Indianmeal moth) is the source of this 2262-nucleotide messenger RNA. It is a transcript of the gene Or-56, whose product is annotated as odorant receptor 30a. The record is from RefSeq and is a predicted model, not a curated record. Bases 21 to 1226 code for a protein of 401 amino acids. Gene Ontology annotation, molecular function: olfactory receptor activity; odorant binding. Gene Ontology annotation, biological process: sensory perception of smell; detection of chemical stimulus involved in sensory perception of smell. The transcript has 5 exons. Lineage: Eukaryota; Metazoa; Arthropoda; Insecta; Lepidoptera; Pyralidae. Gene Ontology annotation, cellular component: plasma membrane.